AUAAUCUUAAUAAUAUUUAUUAAUAAUCUUAAUAAUAUUAAGAUUAAUGGCAGAAAUAGGGGAGAAAUCCUCUAUAUUAGAGGAUAAGAAUACAUCUCAAGAUUCAUUAUUAAAGAAAACAAUAAGAACUACAGGAUCACACGCAAUUCUGGUUAAUCCUCGACAAAAAGAAAAUCCAGUUAUUAAACAUAUACGUAAUGUGGCAUUGGUAUUGAAUUUUUUUUUUUAUUGGUAAAUCAUGAAAAAAUCAGGAAUAUAGGGAUAGUAUGGCGGAUUUUAUACUUGGAGCAACUACAUGUGCACUUUUCUUAAGUCUUCGAUAUCAUCAACUUUACCCAGAAUAUAUAUAUCAUAGAAUUCAAAUGCUUGGAAAAAAGUAUAUUUUAAGAAUAUUAUUAAUUUUAGUGGAUAUUGAUAAUCAUGAAGCGCCAAUUCGUGAAUUAACAAAAACAUGUGUUAUAUAUAAUUUUACGAUGAUACUUUCAUGGAGUUUUCAAGAAGCAGGAAGAUAUUUAGAAACAUAUAAAUCGUUUGAACAUGCAUCUUUUAAUACGAUUCAAGGGAAAAAUUUGGAUGAUUAUUAUAGUAGACUUGUGGAAUGUUUUUCGACAAUGAGAAAUAUUAAUAGAGAUGAUGCAUUUUCUAUUGUUGGAAACUUUAGAAGUUUAAAACGAGCUAUUAAUGCAGAUAAAGAAGAAAUUAUGAUGAUAAGUGGGUGGGGAGAACAAAAGGCAAGUCGAUUUAAGAAAACAGUAACAUUACCAUUUGUUGUAAAAGAUUCCCCAAAAUAAUUAAAUACAAUCAUGACAUGAAUAAAUUGUCGUUAACAUUAUAUGC
Molecule: messenger RNA, 837 nt
Organism: Pneumocystis carinii B80
Lineage: Eukaryota; Fungi; Ascomycota; Pneumocystomycetes; Pneumocystales; Pneumocystaceae
Exons: 7
Coding region: 267-791 (174 amino acids)
Biological process (GO): nucleotide-excision repair; mitotic recombination; UV-damage excision repair
Cellular component (GO): nucleus; ERCC4-ERCC1 complex; nucleotide-excision repair factor 1 complex
Molecular function (GO): damaged DNA binding; single-stranded DNA binding
Source: RefSeq, a predicted model, not a curated record